Messenger RNA from Fusarium graminearum PH-1, 1682 nucleotides. RefSeq names its product cell division control protein 10. Gene Ontology annotation, molecular function: molecular adaptor activity; GTPase activity; GTP binding. Bases 176 to 1192 code for a protein of 338 amino acids. The transcript is spliced from 3 exons. The record is from RefSeq and is a predicted model, not a curated record. Gene Ontology annotation, biological process: cytoskeleton-dependent cytokinesis. Gene Ontology annotation, cellular component: septin complex; septin ring; cell division site. Lineage: Eukaryota; Fungi; Ascomycota; Sordariomycetes; Hypocreales; Nectriaceae.
UCCACAGCUUCGCUACAUCUUCAGGCGUCACUUUGACUUUGUGUGCUCGACUUGUUCUUUGUUGCUUCGAGUCCAGUCCUUCUUUCUUUCUUGGAAUAUCUUUUGACAUUCCCAAGCUUCAACUUCAGCUCUUAUCUACCUGCUUAAUUUAACAAGUGUCGCCGAUUUAUUCAAGAUGGCCGCCGCUCCUCCCAACACCAUUUACCCCGAGAGCCAUGUCGGUUUCGACAGCAUCACUUCUCAGAUUGAGAAGAAGCUCUUGAAGCGUGGUUUCCAGUUCAACGUCAUCUGCGUUGGUCAGACCGGUAUGGGCAAGUCAACGCUCAUCAACACUAUCUUCGCUUCUCACCUGAUCGACUCCAAGGGUCGCUUCCAACCCGACGAGCCCAUCCGCCAGACCACCGAGAUCCAGGCCGUUUCUCACAACAUUGAGGAGAACGGUGUCCGACUUCGACUCAACAUUGUCGAUACCCCCGGCUACGGUGAUCUUGUCAACAACGACCGCUGUUGGGACCCCAUCGUCAAGUACAUCAAGGAUCAGCACUCCGCGUACUUGCGCAAGGAGCUCACUGCACAGCGAGAGCGCUACAUCCAGGAUACCCGUAUCCACUGCUGUCUCUUCUUCAUUCAGCCAUCAGGCCACUCUCUCAAGCCCAUCGAUAUUGUCGUCCUGAAGAAGCUUUCCGACGUUGUCAACGUGGUGCCUGUCAUCGCCAAGGCCGACACCCUGACUGUUGAGGAGCGUCAGGAGUUCAAGGAGCGCAUCAAGGAGGAGUUUGCCUUCCACAAUCUCAAAAUGUAUCCCUACGACAACGAUGAGUUUGAUGACGAGGAGCGUGCUUUGAACGGCCAGAUCAAGAACCUCGUCCCCUUCGCUGUUGUCGGAUCCGAGAAGUCGAUCAUCGUCAACGGUAAGCAGGUUCGCGGCCGCCAGAACCGAUGGGGUGUCAUCAACGUCGAGGACGAGACUCACUGUGAAUUCGUCUACCUACGAGACUUCCUCCUCCGAACCCACCUCCAGGACCUCAUCGAGACCACCUCUCAGAUCCACUACGAGACCUUCCGUGCCAAGCAACUGCUUGCUCUCAAGGAAAGCAGUGCUCACGGUGGUGCUAGCAGCCGACCCAUCAGCCCUGCCGCCGACCGCGAGCUCAGCCGAAACUCGCAACGAAUGACGAUGAACGGCUACUAAGCUGAAUUUGUGUUUGAAGUUGUGCUGGCAAUGGAGCGACGGCGUCUCGGGGCAGCUCGAUAGCCCGCAUUUGUUACGACAAUCCACAUAUUUCACGGCCUGAUGUAGAGCAACCCAAAAGUAAUUGCUUUUUCGGAGGUUCCUUGGUAGGCUUGACCACAGCGAACCCCCGAAGGCCUUACAUCGUUUCGAUGACAUCGGCAUGCGAGCAAGGACGAGAGCAACAUUCCUGGGGUGUAGGCCAGACGAGACGCGGGAACUGGUCCAUUGAGGUCCAGAUACCCGGUUUCCUGGUUACGUGCCUCGGGAACUGCCUGCUAGUCAGUCCGUAUCGAAGCUGUACACGACUUUCUUCUUUUUCUUUCAGUGUUACCCUGGAGAACUAUUUGGCCUUUCUUUAUGCUUUAAUAAGACCGAUUACCCCAUACUCUAAUCUGGAGUUAGUUUCGUUGCCUACAUAGUGUAUCAAUUUGAUUGGAGUUUCUGACGU